UUCCCCAACCUAAAACGCAAGCUUCGAAACAGCGCCAAAACAUCCCUCAUGGCGGCAACUGUCUCUUCUCCUUGGGGUAAACCCGGCGCGUGGGCUCUAGACGCGGAAGAGCACGAAUCUGAGCUCGAACAGCAACGUCACUCCGAUUCUUCCACCGAAAAGCUGGCCGAUUUCCCUUCUUUAGCCGCCGCCGCCACCACUAAGGCCAAGAAAAAGAAGGGUCAAACCGUAUCCCUCGCUGAAUUUACCAAUGGCUUGGCCAAGCCGAGCGAGCCUACACGCCUCACUCACGAGGAGGUCCUCGCGCUCCCCACCGGCCCCCGCCAACGUGCCCCCGAGGAACUGGAUCGUAAUCGGCUCGGCGGCGGGUUUAAAUCGUACGGUUCGAGCAGAUACAGUAAUUCCAACGGAGACGAUUCGUCGAGUAAUAGUAGAUGGGGAUCUUCUAGGGUUUCGAACAGAGAUUCCAAUAGAGAAAUUACUCCUUCACGCGCUGAUGAGAUUGAUAAUUGGGCGUCAGUUAAGAAAUCGAGCCCCACCGUUAAUGGAUUUGGCGGUGGAUUUGAGAGGAGAGAGAGAGGAAGCGGCGGAGGAGGGUUUUUCGAUUCGCAAUCCAAAGUUGAUGAGGUAGAUAACUGGGCCGCUAGUAAGAGUAAUAAUAGAAGCCCCAAUGGUGCACCGCCGCCUAGGAGAUUUGGUGCGGGUUUUGAUAGAAGCAGCAGUUUUGAUUCACUGCAAUCGAGGGAUUCACCUAGGGAUUUGGAUAAUUGGGGAAAGAAAAAGGAGCAGGCUGGCAGUGGUGCUGCUGGUAGUGGUGGGGCGAGGCCAAAGCUUGUUCUUCAGCCACGUACAGUUCCCGUGACGGAGGACUCGACGGUGCCCAAGCCCAAAGGCGCAAAUCCUUUCGGUGAGGCGAGACCGAGAGAGGAGGUAUUGAAGGGAAAGGGGAAAGACUGGAAGGAGAUUGAUGAGAAGCUUGAAGCUAUGAAGAUCAAAGAAGCGGUCACUGUAACGGAGAAAGAGAGAGAACGAAAGACAAGCUUCGUUAAUGGCCAUGCCCCGGCUGACAAGAGCUGGAGGAAGAGUGAACCUGUUGAAGCUGCAGCUGAUGCUGAUCAACCCCAAAGUGCUGAGAAUACGGAAAAUGGCCAUGUCGCAGAAUCCAAAGCUUAAGGGUCCAUAGGAAGUGAGAAGAUGAGCUUUAUUUGAACUGUUUUUUGGAUGUCUAAGAGUUAGAAUUGAUGAUGAGACUUUGAUAUUUAUUGUUAUUAUUGCCAAUGCAGUUAGAACAAUUUUGAUAGGGCCAUGAAUUGGUUGGCAUUGGCUUUUGCUAAAGAUGAUCUUGUUUUCUAUUGAUAGUUGCCUUAUGUUAUUAGGGUUUUCAUAGUAUUUUUUUUAUUGUUAAAGUCCUUUGUUUUCGUUCAUAUUUGUGACCGUGUUGAGAUUAUAAUUGUUUGUAUUGCUGACCAAAUAAAUCUAUGUGUUUUCUUUU
Hibiscus syriacus is the source of this 1492-nucleotide messenger RNA. Its product is annotated as eukaryotic translation initiation factor 4B3-like. Gene Ontology annotation, molecular function: translation initiation factor activity; mRNA binding. The transcript has 2 exons. Bases 49 to 1173 code for a protein of 374 amino acids. Lineage: Eukaryota; Viridiplantae; Streptophyta; Magnoliopsida; Malvales; Malvaceae. The record is from RefSeq and is a predicted model, not a curated record.